UCAUGCACACGAGCCUGGCGUAGGUAGUCGGACAGCUUCACACGAAAGCUGACCGGGCUAGAUGCCGUAUCAGAAACGACGGCCUGGAGGAUGCGGCAUGGGCCAAAGAAGUGACGCCGAAACUUGCGAAGCGUGUCCGCUUCAAGCGGCUAUGUGCUCAUGUGCGGUCUUCAUAAUCGACGUCAUGUGUGCAACCCAAUCAUUCAGCGCGGGACAACUCGUGUCGGGGUGCAUCUGGGACGGUCGAAGGAAGUCCGCGAGAACACGCGGGUGAUAGCCGAGAUCGCAAUAGUAAGGCGACAUCCUCGUGGCUGGCGAGACGGCGUGGUUGUAGGCUAUAUCCGCGUGGGCAAGAUGGAGAUCCCACUGCUGGUCGUCACGAAAAAUCUUUCGGAGAAUAUCCCCGAGAGUCCUGUUUGUGAUCUCGGUCUGACCAUCAGUCUGAGGAUGGUAAGACGAGGCGAAGCGGAGCUGAGUGCCGUGCACCUCGUGGAGCCGUCGCCAGAAUCGGCUGAGACGAAGAGUUCCAUCCGCUUUGCGAGCAAAGAGGACGGGUGCACCCCACGGGGAGUUGCUGGGUUUAAUGAAACCCAGUCUCAGAAGCUCCUCAAGCUGACGCUUGAGUUCGGUGGCCUCAGGGAUCGAGAGUCUGUAGGGUGCCUGGUGGUGAACACGAUAUUCAGCCACGAGCUUAUUGGAGUGCUCGACGUCACGAAUCGGUGGGAUGCCGGCGUACGAGAAGGACGAUGGGAAAACGUCGUGGUACUCUUGGAUGAGGUCACGAACUGCGGGCUCCAAGUUAGCCGUAUAUCGUGCGAGUUCCUCAGCGUCAGCGACGGCGGGGUGGACUCGACGGACGGCGGAGGGACGGAAGUAGAGAUGGGAGCCAUGGAGAUAGAGGGGGGAUCUGGGUCCAGAGGGAUGAGCUCGGCGUCGGGACAUGGUGGGUCAUAGUGUAAGAGAUCCGUCACGUCCACCAUAAAGAAGGUGACGUCGUCCUAUCGAAUGAAGUGAGCGAACUGUC
This is a messenger RNA of Chara braunii, 1024 nucleotides long. NCBI's taxonomy places the organism in Eukaryota, Viridiplantae, Streptophyta, Charophyceae, Charales, Characeae. The record is from the annotation of a GenBank genome assembly.